AUGCCUGAUACUUACCAUAAGGAAUUUAUGUUGGAAAAUGAGGAUUUUGGCCGUGUGGCACAUGCUAGAGAGUUAUACCCAUUUCAUCAUUCAUUAUACUCCAAAGCUUUAUACUCUGAUCGUUAUGUGGUAAAACGAUUUAGUAAUUUUCAAAGUUUAAAACAUCAUAGAGGUUGUGUAAAUUCGGUUUUUUGGAAUGAGGCUGGCAACUUGAUCAUAUCUGGCUCAGAUGAUUGUCGUAUAAAUAUAUGGGCACCAUUUGAAGACCCAGAGAAGCCUCUUAUUCAUUCAAUUCCAUCUGGUCACAAUGCAAAUAUUUUUUCUGCUCGUUUCAUGGCAAAAUCAAAUGAUAGACACAUAAUUUCAUGCUCUGCCGAUGGUGUUAUCAGAUACACUGAUCUUGAGCAUAUUGUAGAAAAUGAUGCUAAUUGGUCACCUUUACCUGAAUUUAAUUGUCAUAGUUAUAUGGCAUUCGAAGUACUGCCAGAUCCAAAUGAUUCAAAUAUAUUUUUCUCAUGUUCUGCUGACGGUCUAAUCAAUCAAUAUGAUCUACGAAUCAAAAAAUCAUGUCCAUGUAAUCACUGUAAACAACACAUAUUUCUUGAUCUGAAUCCAACAAGUAAUCCCAACAAACAUCGUCUAAAUUCUAUUACUAUUGACAAUGGCAACGAUAAUAACAAUAUGAGCAUAACCGCUAUAUCCAUAAGACCUGAUAACCCGGUAUAUAUGGCAGCUGCAUGUGAUGAUACUGUACGUAUUUAUGAUCGUAGAUAUGUAAUGAAAUCAGCAUAUCAUCGUGAAAGUCAAGUAUAUCAAUUCAUUCCAAAGUUAAUGCGUGAUAGUUCUGCCUCCACUCAAAAUAAAAUGACCAGUUUAAAGUUUGAUCCAUGUGGUGGUGGUGAUUUGUGUGCUAGUUAUAGCAAUAGUAAAAUUUAUUUGAUUAGGCCUAAUGCUGAUCAGGAAAAAAAAUCAUCUUCUCAUAAAAGUUCUAUUAAAAAACAAAAACAAAUUAAUGAUGAGGGCAUUGAUAGGGACACAGUUAGUCAUAAUUUGAUGGAUAAUGGUGAUAAUAACCAAAAUCACUCUCACUUAUUAUCAAUGCUUAGUAUGGAAGGCGUUGUUUGUGGUGAUAGCAGUGAUGGUAAUGUAGAUAAUAUUGAUAGAGAGGGUAAGUCAGCAACGAAAUAUGAUGAGAAUAAUGAUAAUAAAGUUGAUGGUGUUAAUAGUAUUGAAUUUACUGAAGCCAAUUUUUUUGGUGCAAAUUCUGAAUAUAUCAUGUCUGGUUCAGAUGAUGGUAGAAUAUUUAUAUGGGAUAAAAUCACAGGAGAAGUAGUUAAUUUAUUAAAAGGCGACUCAAGAGUAGUUAAUUGUCUUCAACCACACCCACAUCUCCCAAUAUUAUGCACAUCUGGUAUUGAUAAUGAUGUAAAGAUUUGGUAUCCAGAGGGAGAAGAGAAUGAUCUUUCAGAUUUACAAAAAGUAAUAGAACGUAAUGAACUUGAAGUGGAGAAUAUCAAUGAAGAUAAUGAUCCAAAUCCUAUGUUUCUAUUGUCUGGUGAUUUUAUUCAGAUUAUUGAAGCUAUAAUCAAUCAAUCUGGAAGGCACUUUAUGGAUUGA
Messenger RNA from Entrophospora candida, 1617 nucleotides. The record is from the annotation of a GenBank genome assembly. Lineage: Eukaryota; Fungi; Glomeromycota; Glomeromycetes; Entrophosporales; Entrophosporaceae.